This is a messenger RNA of Temnothorax curvispinosus, 1566 nucleotides long. RefSeq lists its product as uncharacterized. The record is from RefSeq and is a predicted model, not a curated record. Gene Ontology annotation, molecular function: nucleic acid binding. NCBI's taxonomy places the organism in Eukaryota, Metazoa, Arthropoda, Insecta, Hymenoptera, Formicidae. Gene Ontology annotation, biological process: DNA integration. The transcript has a single exon. The coding region runs from base 1 to 1566 and encodes 521 amino acids.
AUGUCCGACGCCAAUCUGCCCGAACAGAAAGUCGCGGCUCACGUCGCCACCGAGAAAGUCGAGGAGGAACCCGAGAUGCUUCUCCGAUUUUCCUCGCUGCACCGGCUUCUACGGGUCACAGCAUGGUGCUCUCGCUGGCGACGCACCGCUUCCCGCACCACCACACUCACGUUGCGAUCGGACGAGAUCGACAACGCACUGAUUCUCUGGCUCCGUGUGGUGCAAGCACUGCACUUCGCCUCCGAGAUCACAGCACUUUCAACAAACCGCACUGUGUCACAUCGAAGUUCAUUGGCGAGCCUGAGUCCGUUCUUGGAUGACCACGGAGUUCUGAGAGUCGGAGGCCGCCUCAAGCAUGCCAUGCUUUCCACCGAUGAGCGACAUCCGAUGAUCGCACCUCCGUCCUCGUGGCUCACUCGGCUGCUCAUUGAGUCGUGCCACCGUCGAACUCUGCACGGAGGAGUGCAGCUCACCCUCGGCUUGCUCCGCCUCCGCUUCUGGAUCCCUCGAGGCCGCUCAGUUGUCAAACAGCGGCUGCAUCGCUGCAUCACCUGCACCCGCUGGCGAGCCGCGGCACCGCAACCGCCGAUGGGCAACCUCCCGAGGGGCCGAGUCACGCCAGCGCGCCCAUUCCUCCGGACCGGCUUGGACUACGCCGGCCCGAUCCUCAUCCGCACGAGCAAAGGCCGCGGACACCGAGCGCACAAGGCGUUCAUCGCCGUAUUCGUGUGCCUCUGCACCAAGGCGGUGCAUCUGGACGUCGUCUCGGACUACACGACGGAAGCCUUCCUCGCCGCCUUCCAUCGCUUCAUCUCCCGUCGGGGCCUCUGCGAGGAACUGUAUUCGGAUUGCGGCACCAAUUUUGUGGGAGCCGACCGAGUCCUGCGAGAGCUCUUCCGAGCAUCAUCUGCCGACGGCCGUCGCCUUGCCCACGUCGCUGCCACGGAAGGCGUCAAAUGGCAUUUUAACCCGCCGGCUGCACCGCACUUCGGCGGAUUGUGGGAGGCUGCCGUCAAGUCGACGAAGUUCCAUCUCCGUCGGGUCAUUGGGGAGAUUACGCUCACCUUUGAGGAAAUGAGCACUUUCCUCGCUCAGGUCGAAGCCUGCCUGAAUUCCAGGCCGCUGCAGGCUUUGUCCGACGAUCCGGACGACAUAUCCGCCCUCACUCCAGGACACUUCUUGAUCGGCGCUCCUCUUCUGGCCGUGCCCGAACCCGCCUUGAAUGACGUCGCCGGGAGCUCACUCUCACGGUGGCAACACCUCCAAAAGAUGCGCGAUCACUUUUGGUCACGGUGGUCGCACGAGUACAUCAACGGGAUGACAUCUCGCUCAAAAUGGACCAAACCCGAGGACGCACCUGCCGUCGGCUCUCUGUGCUUGGUACGCGCCGAAAGCACGCCACCGAGUCGAUGGCCGCUGGCCCGCAUCAUUCGAGUGCACCCCGGCGACGAUGGCAUUGUUCGCGUGGCGACAAUCCGCACCUCAACGUCAGAGCUCGUGCGACCGCUGUGCAAGCUCGUGCUUCUCCCGGGGGCUGAGGACCAGCCGCCGCCGACGGAUGCGUGA